AUGAUGUCUUUCACGAAGCUUGUGCUGCUGUUAACUGUAUGUUGCACUGCAAGAACCACCUUUGGCUACAGAUUGUACAAAAUAAACAAAAGCUAUUCUUGCAACAACGAGCUGCUUUCUGAAGCAAUGAAGGAUGAACCUACAGAAAACUCCUCGCUGAAGGAUAGAAGCUUCACCUACCUACCAACUGACACAUCUUCAUUUGCUGAAGAAAAAGAGAAAAGGACAUUGCCAUUUGCUCGAUAUAGAUAUCUCAACCGAACACAAUUAAAAAGAAAAAUGUACCAAAAUAAUGCAAGGAACAAUCGUCGAACCAAGUUCACCCUGUCCCUAGAUGUGCCCACGAACAUUCUCAAUAUUCUUUUAAACAUCGCAAAAGCUAAAAGCAUGAGAGCAAAAGCAGCGGCAAAUGCUCGCCUGAUGGCACAAAUUGGUAGAAGAAAGUAG
Molecule: messenger RNA, 447 nt
Organism: Carcharodon carcharias (great white shark)
Lineage: Eukaryota; Metazoa; Chordata; Chondrichthyes; Lamniformes; Lamnidae
Gene: ucn3l
Product: urocortin 3, like
Exons: 1
Coding region: 1-447 (148 amino acids)
Biological process (GO): hormone-mediated signaling pathway; cellular response to nutrient levels; adenylate cyclase-activating G protein-coupled receptor signaling pathway
Cellular component (GO): extracellular region
Molecular function (GO): corticotropin-releasing hormone receptor 2 binding; hormone activity
Source: RefSeq, a predicted model, not a curated record